Messenger RNA from Macrosiphum euphorbiae (potato aphid), 3432 nucleotides. The record is from the annotation of a GenBank genome assembly. NCBI's taxonomy places the organism in Eukaryota, Metazoa, Arthropoda, Insecta, Hemiptera, Aphididae.
AUGGCCGCCACAGCGGUGACGAGGGCUCACAACCGGGCUAUCGCAAAGGGCACAGAUCCAAAGGCGGCUACUUGCAGGGCAAAGUUGCAACGAGCGCGGUCUGCUUUGAACCGGCAGAUGGACCGGGAGCUGCGGUUACGCGAAGGCGCCGAGAACCUGUUGCGGGCCACCACCAAGGAUGGUGGUAGUAGCGAUAACAGUGGCAUCGUCGGUAGUGCCGGCGGCCGCAGGAAUAAGAGCAAAAGCAGAAAGCUCAUCAGGCAGACGGUGGCACUGGAGCUGAGUUUCCUAGAUUCCAACGUCCGAUUGCUGGCUGACGAGCUGGCCGAACUCAACGGUUCCGUUGACGUCUACCAGCACCGAGAUGACGACGAUGACGGCGAAGAUGAUUUUGAUGGUCCAGCCGUGGUAGGUGCUAGUGCGGACGGUUCAAUGGCGAAUCGACGGCGACUGCACCGGCAACGAUUAAUGCCCAUGAUUGCCGUGCCGUUGAAAGACACCAGGCCCAUAGAUUUUGGACCACCCCUCGAGAGGUUCAUCAGUCAACACUAUGGCGUGGAUUUGUCAGCGGCACCGGAAGAGACAAACGCUGGCCAAGGUGGUGUAGGGGACAAUGGAGACGACUGUGAUGGCAGUGGUGUCGCGGUGCGGCGGCGUUCGUUGUCGUUACGCGAAGCCAUCGACGAAUUGACUCAGCUCCGGGUGGAUACACAGACGCCUAGCAGAGACUUGGACGGCAUUCGACUUUUGCUAAGGUAUUACAGGCAGCUGUACUACGUUGAUCGCAGGUUUUUCCCACCAGCUUCGUUGGCGGUACCGGUGACGACAACGUCGAGACAUUAUCAACAACAUAAUCGCCAGCAGCAGGACCCCAAUUAUCGUCACGUUAAGCAACAACAGCAACUACAGUAUUCGCCCGCCGUCGGCUCGUCAUUGACGUCACCACCACCGGCCAUUUAUUUCGAGUGGUACGAUUCGUUUGGUGGUCCAGUGCCGUCGUGCGGACAACGCACCGUCCGCUUCGAGCAAGCGUGCGUACUGUUUAACGUGGCGGCGGUGCACACGCAAAUGGGCGCCAAGCACGACCGCCGUUGCAGAGACGACGCAGACGACGGCGACGACGACGACUACUGCAUGAGCAUUGGCUCGGGAAAGCGGGCCGGCUCAUCGUCGACCUCGACCGGACCUGAAGCGGCCGAUGGGGCCGCGGCCGCUGCGCAAUGCUUCCUGCGGGCCGCAGGUGCGUAUCGGCACAUCGGCGACACGUUCGCCAACGCGCCCGCCCGGGCCGCCGAUCUGCGCGCAACAGGCGUCCUAUAUGCAGUCAUGAUGGCUCAGGCUCAUGAAUGUGCUUUCGAGAAAUUACAAUGGCGCUUCUUGACGUCCGUUCGGCAUCGGUGUAGUCGUCAACGUCAUCGAGGCGACCAAGCCAAAGAAGCUGAGGCCGACGCAGAAGGACUUGGCAAUGGUGACCAUCGUAGCCGUGGUGACCGAGAUGCCGCAACAAGACGAACAUCGGCAUCGGGUGUCAGUGGUGGUAACGUUGGAGGGACGUGUGAGGUAACCGCAAAUACACCUUCGUGGACAGAGUUGGCUCGUGAAGCAGCCCACGUGUCGCGAAUGUACGGUGACGUGGUGUACAAUACCUGCAGCCGCCAGUCCAACGAAAGAGCCGCCAAUCGUGGUAAGGAAAACGGUGGCGAGCAUGGUGUAGCGGCGACACCGGUGUCCAUUUUGCCAGACGUCUGGGUGGCCGUGUGCCGGAUCAAAGACCGGCACUACGCGGCGCUGGCGUACCGUUACGCCGCGUGCGCCCUGCUCCCGUACCGUCGAUGCGGCACGGACGGACAGCCGGACAAGCACCACCAUAUGGGUGGUACCCGCCGUCGUGGCACCGUCGACUCGGACGCCAGUCAACUGCUGACGGAGCUGACGGCGGCUGCGGCGGCCGCGGGCCUUGGGGUGGCCGAUGACGACGACGACAAUGACGAGACGAGCUCAGUGGCGGUGCUGCAACGGCGGCGUCGCAAGCAACUCGGUAAGCUGUUGCUUGAGGCGGCGGCAGCGGCCCACGACCGAGCGGACCGUGCACUGCGCCUGUGUAGGCAGCUCCGGGUUAAAUCCGACGGGAAUACAUCGGGCAGCGGAGGUGGAGGGGGUUUGCUGGCCGGCGUGUUGGACCGAGAACGCCAGCGGACAGUAAGGUUGUUGUUAUCACACCUCCGUGACGAAGAAGAAGACGAAUACGCUACGGCCGAAGGUGGAGGCGGUGGAGGUGACAGCGAUCGCAGAGAUGGCCGCGCCGAGAAGAAUACUGGCCGUUGCUGGGAUUGCCACGACUGUUGCUCUGACGACGAGGGUGUCGAUGCUGCCGCGGUAGCGGAUUAUUGUUCGGGCGACCGAGAGGAGCUUACUGCUGCCGGGAUUGCUGGUGUACCUGGCCUGGACGUCGACCGUGGUGUGUUAAUCAGACCACGGACCAGAUUUCGAUUGAUGUCGAUUGCGCCCGACUUCACGGACACCGGUGACGGAGGCAACUACAACGAUGGCGACGUGGACUGCGGUGACGAAUACGACUUGGCCGGCGGCUCGGUGGUGACCAAACAACGUGCCGGUGGUGAUGAUCGACACCGACAGAAGAGGGAAGAACGACAGCACGAGGCAGCCGAUCGCGAGGAACGCAGAGCUGAUCUGUUCGCCGGGCUAGGGCCUGUGGCUGUGUUUUCGGCGCGUCACCAGUGUUCGAGGCCCCGGUGGGUGAAAAUCACCCGUGGUGGUGGCCGUCAUCGUUCCCCCGGCGGUGGCGACGAAGACGUAUGUGACGACGACAAAUCUGUUGCAUCCACGGAUCCGAUUCAGCUCGUGGACCGGUGGUUCGGGUUCGAGUUGCGCAGCCACGGCGGUGGCACAGCUGCGGCUGUCCCGCCGGCUACCGUAGGACACGUUAGGUCCAGUUCUCAGGCACAACACGUGGGCCUGAGACGUGGUGACAUAGUGGUGGCGUUGAAGCUAUGUGCUGGCGAUGGCGGAGGCGGCAGGGCGAUAGACGUCAGGUGGGAGACGUGCCGCAGGGUGGCCGAGUUUAUCGUUCACCAUCAUCAGAGGCGUCGGAAACCAAGUUCCGGGGAAGGAGCUGUCAUUCAGUUAAAAGUCGUUACGCCGAUCACUGCCUCGGCGGCGUCUGACGGCUACGUUGAUCCAAACAAGAUUUAUAAACGGAGGAGUACAAAUAUGGCGGUCUUAAAUUCAAAUUUACAUUCUGCUCCACCACUACCACCCAUGUUGUCACAGACCAACUCUAAACAACGUCGUCAACGACGACAGAACACAAAUGGUGGAAGCGAAGGAACCGAGAGUACUAAUAAAAAAAUCACAUGGUUAUGGAAUCCUUUCAGACGGCGGAGAAGAAGCGUAGUCGGCAAUAAGUGUUAA